Molecule: messenger RNA, 774 nt
Organism: Capronia coronata CBS 617.96
Lineage: Eukaryota; Fungi; Ascomycota; Eurotiomycetes; Chaetothyriales; Herpotrichiellaceae
Product: ADP-ribosylation factor like protein 1
Exons: 1
Coding region: 1-774 (257 amino acids)
Biological process (GO): Golgi to plasma membrane protein transport; protein localization to organelle; intracellular protein transport
Cellular component (GO): Golgi apparatus
Molecular function (GO): GTP binding; GTPase activity
Source: RefSeq, a predicted model, not a curated record
AUGUCCUCAGAAUAUUCCAUAAUCCUACUGGGCCUCGACAAUGCAGGCAAGACGACUCUCCUCUCGCAGAUUAGAGCGCUGUACAACACCGCGGUCGACCCUGCAGGCCAGACAGGCGAUGCAGCGCCGUCCGAGACCGCAGGCAAUACAGUGCCAACGGUCGGCCAGAACGUCGCAACGAUCGACCUGCCGGACAUGUACUUGAAGAUCUGGGAUGUUGGAGGCCAAAUGAGCCUGCGUCGCUUAUGGACGAGCUACUACAAAAGCGCACAUGCCGUGGUCUUUGUGGUCGAUAGUACGGAUCUGGGUAAUGGAGAGGUGGACGAUACGCCCAAGACGCCCGGCUGGCAUGGUCGCAAGAAGAGUUAUAUAAGUAAAAUGGAUGACGAAGGCAAUGAUGUCGAUGACGAGCCGGAGACGCCGUGGACGCCCAUGACUCCCAUGACUCCGGGUAUGUUGUUGUCGGGAGACCGUCAGGGGCGAUUGGACGAGUGUCGCGCCGUGCUGGAGAGUGUGCUUGAAAAUGAAAAUACGGCCGGCAUUCCGAUCUUGGUGCUCGCCAAUAAACAGGACCGCGAGGAUUGUUUGGAAGUGGUGAGGAUUAAGGAAGGGUUUGUUCGGAAAGUCUUUGAGGGCGAAAAGGGCGGGAUGGUUCGAGACAGUCGUGUCCUGCCGGUCAGCGCGCUUCGAGGCACUGGUGUGAAAGAGGCGGUCGAAUGGGUCAAGAGCCGUGUCGUGUGGAACAAAGAGAGUCGCCCACCGGUUAUGAGAUGA